GCUGUAGCCAUGGAGACGCGGGGGGCGGGGCCGCCCAGGAGAACGCGACCUUUGACCUGCAGCAGAGGCUGCGUCAGAGGCGGUGCAGACAGCGGUGCUACGGCUGCGGCGGCCGGGCUCCGGGGUGCCGGGCCGCACCGGGUGGGCGGCGAUGGAGGAUCCUGUUCAAGAUGGGGUGGCUUCACCAUCCACCCCUGGGACCGGGAAAUCUAAGCUGGAAACAUUGCCCAAGGAAGAUCUCAUCAAGUUUGCCAAGAAGCAGAUGAUGCUAAUACAGAAAGCUAAAUCAAGGUGUACAGAAUUAGAGAAAGAAAUUGAAGAAUUUAAAUCAAAACCUGUUGCUGGAGGAACUGAUGAUAUUAUUAAGGCAUUGACUGAACGUCUAGAUGCUAUUCUUCUGGAAAAAGCAGAGACUGAGCAACAGUGUCUUUCUUUGAAGAAGGAAAAUAUUAAAAUGAAGCAAGAAGUUGAAGCUUCUGUAACUAAGAUGGAAGAUAUGCACCAGGAAUUUGAACAAUCUCAUAGAAAAUAUGUGAAAGAAAUUGAAAAUUUGAAAAAUGAAUUGAUGGCAAUACAUUCCAAACACAGUGAAGAUAAAGCUAACUUACAAAAGGAACUGGAAGAAGCAAUGAAUAAACAACUUGAGCUUUCAGAACAACUUAAAUUUCAGAGUAGCUCUGAAGAUAAUGUUAAAAAACUACAAGAAGAGAUUGAGAAAAUUAAGCCAGCCUUUGAAGAUGAAAUUUUAUAUCUGCAGAAGCAAUUAGAAGCUACUACUGAUGAGAAGAAGCAAACAAUUACAGAUCUCCAAAAAGUCAUUGAGGCUAAUUCUCAACAUUAUCAGAAAGAUAUUAAUAAUUUGCAGGAAGAGCUUUUGCAGUUGAAAGCUACACACCAAGAAGAAGUAAAAGAAUUGGUGUGCCAAAUCGAAACAUCAGCUAAGGAACACGAAGCAGAAAUAAAUAAAUUAAACCAGAUAAAAGAGAAUUUAGUAAAACAAUGUGAGGCAAAUGAGAAGAACAUUCAGGAGAAAUACGAACGUGAAUUAGAAAACUUAAGGAAAGCCACCUUAAAUGCAAACCAAGACAAUCAGAUGUGUUCUGUCCUCUCACAAGAAAAUGCUUUUGUAAGUGAAAAAGUCAAACAUUUAGAAGAUGCCUUAAAGGAACUGGAAUCUCAACAUAGUAUCUUAAAAGAUGAGGUAACUUAUAUGAAUAAUCUUAAAUUAAAACUUGAAAUGGAUGCUCAGCAUGUAAAGGAUGAGUUUUUUCAUGAACGGGAAGACCUAGAAUUUAAAAUUAAUGAACUAUUACUAGCUAAGGAAGAACAGAGCUGUGUAAUUCAAAAAUUAAAAUCUGAGCUACAGGAUUUAAAUGAACAAUUUAGUCGUACUAUAGAACAACAUAACAAAGAAGUACAGAAUCUUAAGGAACAACAACAAAAAGAAAUGUCAGAACUAACUGAGACAUUCUUAUCUGAUUCAGAAAAAGAAAAAUUAACACUGAUGUUCGAAAUCCAGGGUCUUAAAGAACAAUGUGAAAACCUACAGCAAGAAAAGCAAGAAGCAAUCUUAAAUUAUGAAAGUUUGCGGGAGAUUAUGGAAAUUUUACAGACAGAACUGGGGGAAUCUGCUGGGAAAAUAAGUCAAGAGUUUGAAUCAAUGAAGCAGCAGCAAGCCUCUGAUGUUCAUGAACUUCAGCAGAAGCUCAGAAUUGCUUUUACUGAAAAAGAUGCUCUUCUUGAAACUAUAAAUCAUCUUCAGAGAGAAAAUCAAAAGUUAUUGUCUCAACAGGAAUCAGUACCAGAAUUUGAAGAUACCAUAAAGAAUCUUCAAGAAAAGAAUGAAGUAUGUUUACUUAGCCUCAGUCAGAGAGAUACCAUGUUACAGGAAUUAGAAGCAAAGAUAAGUUCUCUUACUGAGGAAAAAGAUGAUUUCAUAAAUAAACUAAAAAAUUCUCAUGAAGAAAUGGAUAAUCUUCAUAAAAAAUGUGAAGGAGAAGAAAGAUUGAUUAUAGAAUUUAAGGAGAAAGUGAAGCAAACUACCAAGUACAACAGUGAACUAGAACAAAAAGUAAAUGAAUUAAUGGGAGAAUUAGAAAAGACUUUAAAAGAAAAGGAUCAAAAUGACCAAAAACUAGAAAAACUUGUGAUUCAAAUGCAAACUCUAUCUGAAGACAAGGAAGCAUUGUCAUCUGAAGUGAAGUCUCUUUAUGAGGAAAAUAAUAGACUAAGUUCAGAGAAGAACCAAUUGAGUAAGGAUUUGGAAGUUCUUCUGUCUCAGAAAGAAGAAAAGGCUAUCCUUAAAGAACAUAUUACUGAAUUAGAAAAGAAACUUCAGUUAACUGUUGAAGAGCAAGAUAAUUUAAAAAAACUGUCUGAAAAUGAGCAAGUUCAGAAGUCAUUUGUCAAAACUCAGUUGUAUGGUUUUCUUAAACAAAUGGGGUCACAAGUUUCAGAAGAAACUGAAGAACAAGAUGUUGAAAAUGUCCUGCAUGCAGUAGGUGAAUCCUUAGCAAAAAUAAAUGAGGAAAAACACAACUUAGUGUUUCAGCAUGACAAAAGGGUAUUUGAGUUAGAAAAAGAGAUGAAGUGCCUUCAAGAAGAGAGUGUAGUUCAGUGUGAAGAACUUAGGUCUUUGCUACGAGACUAUGACCAAGAAAAAGUUCUCUUAAGGAAAGAGUUAGAAGAAAUCCAGUCAGAAAAAGAGGCCCUACAACUUGACCUUCUAGAAAUGAAGAAUGCUAAUGACAAAAUAAGGCUUGAAAAUCAGAAUCUUUUAGUUCAAGUUGAAGAAGCAUCUCAAACAUUAUAUAACAAAAAUGAAAUCCAUAACGAAAAAGAAGAAUGUUUUAUAAAGGAACAUGAAAACCUAAGGCCAGUACUCGAACAAAAAGAAUCUGAAUUGCAAGAUUUGAGAGCAGAGCUGAUUCUUUUAAAGGAUUCCUUAGGGAAAUCGCCUUCUGUAAAAAAUGAUCAACUCUCUUCAGUAAAAGAGCUGGAAGAAAAAAUAGGAAAUCUGGAAAAAGAAUGCAAAGAGAAAGAGGAGAAAAUAAAUAAGAUAAAAUUAGUUGCCGUGAAGGCCAAGAAAGAACUAGAUUCUAGCAGAAAAGAGGCCCAGACUAUAAGGGAAGAACUUGAAUCUGUUCGGUCAGAAAAGGACCAGUUGUCUGCUUCUAUGAGAGAGCUCAUUCAAGGAGCGGAGAGCUAUAAGAAAAUCCUGAAAGUCCGUGAAAGAAUAAAUUUAUGUGUAAUGAAUCAUUUGUCAUUCCAGUGUGAAAAAUUGAAUUCUGAUAAUGAAGAUCUCCUGGCUCGUAUUGAGACAUUACAGUCUAAUGCCAAGUUAUUAGAAGUACAGAUUUUAGAAGUCCAGAGAGCCAAAGCAAUGGUAGACAAAGAAUUGGAAGCUGAAAAACUUCAGAAAGAACAGAAGAUAAAGGAACAUGCUAGUACUGUAAGUGAACUUGAAGAACUUCAGGUACAACUUCAGAAGGAAAAGAAACAGCUUCAGAAAACCAUGCAAGAAUUAGAGCUGGUUAAAAAGGAUGCCCAACAAACCACAUUGAUGAACAUGGAAAUAGCUGAUUAUGAACGUUUGAUGAAAGAACUAAAUCAAAAGUUAACUAAUAAAAACAGCAAGAUAGAAGACUUGGAGCAAGAAAUAAAAAUUCAAAAACAGAAACAAGAAACCUUACAAGAAGAAAUAACUUCACUACAGUCUUCAGUACAACAAUAUGAAGAAAAAAACACCAAAAUCAAGCAGUUGCUUGUGAAAACCAAAAAAGAACUGGCAGAUUCAAAGCAAGCAGAAACUGAUCACUUAAUACUUCAAGCAUCUUUAAAGGGUGAGCUGGAGGCAAGCCAACAACAAGUAGAACUCUAUAAGAUUCAGCUGGCUGAAAUUACAUCUGAGAAACACAAAAUCCAUGAGCACCUGAAGACCUCUGCAGAACAGCACCAGCGCACACUGAGCGCCUACCAGCAGAGAGUGACAAUGCUGCAGGAGGAGAGCUGUGCUGCCAAGGCAGAAAAAGCUGCUAUAACCUCUGAAUUUGAAUGCUACAAAGUCCGAGUUCAUAAUGUUCUAAAACAACAGAGAAAGAAAUCUGUGUCUCAGGCUGAAACUGAAGGAGCCAAACAAGAAAGGGAACAUCUGGAAAUGCUGAUUGACCAACUAAAAAUCAAAUUACAAGAUAGCCAAAAUAACUUACAGAUUAAUGUAUCUGAACUUCAAACAUUACAGUCUGAACAUGAUACUCUGCUAGAAAGGCACAACAAGAUGCUACAGGAAACUGUGUCCAAAGAGGCGGAACUCCGGGAAAAGUUGUGUUCAAUACAGUCAGAGAACAUGACGUUGAAGUCUGAACAUGCACAGACUGUGAGUCAACUAACGUCACAGAACGAGGUCCUUCAGAACAGCUUCCGAGAUCAAGUGCGGCAUCUGCAGGAAGAGCACAGAAAGACGGUGGAGACUUUACAGCAGCAGCUCUCCAAGGUGGAGGCACAGCUCUUCCAGCUGAAGAAUGAACCUCCCACAAGAAGCCCAGCUUCUUCCCACCAACCUAUGAAGAACCUUCGAGACAGAAGAAAUGCAGACCUCCCUCUUCUUGACAUGCACACUGUGACCCGGGAGGAGGGGGAAGGGAUGGAGACAACUGACACUGAGUCUGUGUCUUCCUCCAGCACACACACGCAGUCUUUAGAGCAGCUGCUUAACUCUUCGGAGACUAAGUUUGAGCCUCCUUUAUGGCAUGCUGAAUUUACCAAAGAAGAAUUGGUUCAAAAGCUCAGUUCCACCACAAAAAGUGCAGAUCACGUAAACAGCCUGCUGAGGGAAACGGAAGCGACCAAUGCAAUCCUUAUGGAACAAAUUAAGCUUCUCAAAAAUGAAAUAAGAAGACUGGAAAGAAAUCAAGAGCGAGAAAAGUCUGUAGCUAGCCUGGAAUACUUGAAGAAUGUCUUGCUACAGUUCAUCUUCCUGAAACCAGGUAGUGAAAGAGAGAGGCUUCUUCCUGUGAUUGAUACAAUGUUGCAGCUCAGCCCUGAAGAAAAGGGAAAACUUGCUGCAAUUGCUCAAGGUGAGGAAGAAAAUGCUUCCCGUUCUUCUGGAUGGGCAUCCUAUCUGCAUAGUUGGUCUGGACUUCGAUAGAUUGGUGGAAAGAAAAUUCUUCGUUAACCAAAUAGAAUCCAUUUUGCAAAAAUGGUUCAUGUAUAUUACUGUCAUUCUUUGUCAAAAAGUAUGUAUAUAAGGUCACAUCUACAUAUGUUUGUAUAUAUAUAUGACAGAUGUAUUUUUAAAGUCUCAGCUGGAAGUGAAAGUAUAGCAGCUUGUAGAGUUGAUACCAG
Molecule: messenger RNA, 5343 nt
Organism: Otolemur garnettii (small-eared galago)
Lineage: Eukaryota; Metazoa; Chordata; Mammalia; Primates; Galagidae
Gene: GCC2
Product: GRIP and coiled-coil domain containing 2
Exons: 23
Coding region: 152-5146 (1664 amino acids)
Biological process (GO): late endosome to Golgi transport
Cellular component (GO): Golgi apparatus
Source: RefSeq, a predicted model, not a curated record